AGUGUAAAAAGACGAACGAGAGUGAACGGACGCGCUACCGCACUGCCAAACGGUGUCACUGCCAGCGAACAUUAAAUCCUUUUGUUUCAAUAGAAAUUUUAUUAAAAAGCAAUACAAUUAAGUUAUGUUAAGUGCAAUAAGUGUUUUAUAAUUUGCUUUUGAAAAAAUAAGGAUUCUAUUAUUAAUUGCGUCUCAUAAAAGAGCACAAAGUGUACGGAGAAGACAAAGGAAAGUCGUGACAAGUCACUUAAAGUGACUCAUUCAUUGCCAUUGCCAUUGCCAAUAUCACUAUCAAAAUCACUGCCUGUUGCGCUCUAUGUCCGCAUUGCGUUCCAAUAACAACAAACGAAUCACAAACGAGCUUUUUUUUCGAAUUCAUCAACGUCCUUGACCUUAACGUAACCGUAUAACGAGAUUCACACACGCACGAAGAUGGAGGGGGAGCAAGAGAGAGAGCUUGGCAUGCAGCAGAAUCAUCGCAAUCAUAUUUUAGAGAAUAUUGAGGAUCUGAUCAAGCUCACCAGCUACUUUGAUCUCAUGACUGAAACAGUGCGCAGAGGAAUUCUCUCGCAGAGAAUGCGUGAGAUCAUUGAGAAUCGAUGUAACAUGUCCGACUCGGAUGCACUUCAUGAACAGCACAGAAGAUAUUUCGAGAAGAUUACGAAACGCGGACCCAAAGCCUAUGAUAACUUAAAGAGAAUCUUUGGGGAUUUACGUUUCGUGCAAGCAUUGCGCAUACUCGAGGCUGUAGAGGAUCCCAACAGUGGACAGCCCUACGUGUCUAUAAGAACAAGCCGAAAUCAGGCCAAUCAGAUUCACAACAACAACAACAGUAACAACAACAGCAUUAACAACAAUAACAACCACAACAACAGUGGCAACAGCAACAGUAACAGUAACAAAUCCACUGACAUUGUGGAUAACCGCAUUAAAUCACAUUUUGAUCCAAAUGGACCUCUUAUACCGUAUACUGAACCCGUGGUUGGAGAAACGCGCGUCGUUCAAAAAUCGGAUCGCAUUCACAGGGAUGAAUUUGUGGGCACAUAUACGAUGCAAUCGGAGCAUGAUCGUGGGGUGCUUCUUAUAGUGAAUAUCAUAGACUUUCCGAACCCGGAUAGAAAGCGAACGGGAGCUGAAUUGGAUGAGAAAUCGCUGAUUCACAUCUUUAGUGAAUUUGGCUUUACGAUAUUCAACUAUGUGAAUCUCAAUCAUGAUGAAUUCUUCACUAUACUGCGCACACUCACCAGCUCCGAAUGUGUACGGAGGACCGAGUGCUUUGUCAUGGCGCUAAUGACGCACGGCGAACGUUCCGAUGAAAAGGACAGGGUACUUUUCACCGACGGAUCCGUUAGCGAUGUGAGAACCAUUAUUGAUCAUUUCCAGGUGGACACUUGCCGAUUCUUGUUGAAUAAGCCAAAGGUGCUCAUAUUUCCAUUUUGCCGUGGCGAUAGGCCCGACCCGGGCCAAACGGUAAUACCUCGCCAUAUCCAACCCCUACAGAGGAUGCCUACACAAACCGAUGGCAUGGGAACACCCCUCCAAUGUAACAAUGUGCCAACGUUGUCCGAUCUUUUAGUUUGCUAUGCCAGCGUGCCCGGUUGGGAAACUCAUCGAGAACCCAAUGAAGGCAGUUGGUAUAUACAAAAGCUCUGUGAUUUUCUAGCAGAACACGCGCACGACAAAUCUCUGGAGGAUAUACUGAAGAAGACGCAACUUAUGGUUGGCAAUAUGCGAACCCAAAAGUACACGUUGCAAACCGGAGCCAAUGAGAAUCUCGGCUUCAAUAAGAAACUAUUUUUCAAUCCAGGAUUCUACAACGAUCCCAACACUGCCACGUGAACAUUCCCCUUCUUUCCUUCCAUCGACUGACUGAUUUGCAUUUAUACUGGUCGUCUUUAUAUAUCUACUUAUAAACUAUAUUCUUAACUGCCUCUAUCUGUAUUUGUGUGAAAUUGUAUAAUAUUGUUAUUGUGCUAUUAUUGUCCAAGUCCACGUCUGCCAAUGUGAAAUACUCACAAAUUAUGUUUAUAUUAUUUUUUAUACAUACAAACUAUGCUUUUUGUACAAUAAACAUUUUUAUAUACGAGUA
Messenger RNA from Drosophila innubila, 2089 nucleotides. RefSeq names its product caspase Dronc (gene Dronc). Gene Ontology annotation, biological process: proteolysis. The coding region runs from base 433 to 1839 and encodes 468 amino acids. The transcript has 2 exons. Gene Ontology annotation, molecular function: cysteine-type endopeptidase activity. NCBI's taxonomy places the organism in Eukaryota, Metazoa, Arthropoda, Insecta, Diptera, Drosophilidae. The record is from RefSeq and is a predicted model, not a curated record.